Dermacentor andersoni is the source of this 12930-nucleotide messenger RNA. It is a transcript of the gene oaf, whose product is annotated as BRICHOS-like domain-containing protein out at first. NCBI's taxonomy places the organism in Eukaryota, Metazoa, Arthropoda, Arachnida, Ixodida, Ixodidae. The record is from RefSeq and is a predicted model, not a curated record.
AAAGCUAAGCGAAAUCCACAAGCGUAUAUGUACAAAACGCAAACGAAGCCUCCAGCGGCCUGUGGUCUCAUGGUUUCACAUUGUGCGAGUGUCGUAGAAGGCGCUCAGUGAAGAUGCCGCGAGCAACCAGCGGUUGUAGCUAGCCUAAGUCUCAGAAUGCUGGGCCCAGCAGCUGCUGUGGCGCUGCUUUGGGCGUGCUUGGUGCAGCCGACGCCAGCGCAGCUGAUCAUCAACGUGCGAAACGCGGGCGGCGACUUACUUCGCGAGCGGCUGCUAGCCAACACCAGCGACGAGACCAUCACUCUCGAGUUCCAAAGGGCUGAUGGCACGCACGUUACCCAGCUCAUCGACUUCCGCAUGGAGGUGCAGGUGUUCCGGGUGGUGGUCCUGGCCGAGGAAGAGCAAGGCCACAGGGAGCCUCAGGUCCUGUGCUUCCUCAUCCGCUUCAACCGCCUGGGCUUCAUCUCGGUUGAUGCCAUGUCCAAGUUGCGGCAGCGCAACCCAUUGGCCGAGCGAGAGCCUGAGGAUGACCGUGGCCGGGAGCUGGUACAGCUAGACCUGAGCGUGGACCUGUCCCGUGCGGGCCUCAUUUCUCCACACGUAGCCGCACUGUGUGCCGAUGCCCCCCAGGCAACCUUUGCUCGACAAGGGGACAUGCAAGCAUGGGCUGCUUCGCCUGCACGCCAAGCAUCCGGCCAGGACCCACUUUUGCUGGCAACUGCUGUGCGUCCGGCACCAGGAGCAACACACGCAGCUGCAGGGCUGCGCUGUGGUGCUCUGCCUCACACUUCGUCGGGUCCAUGCGGCUGCCGGCUGCAGCUGUGCGUUGCCUGGUUUCCAUGUGGCCUCAAGUGGUGCCGUGAUGCCCGCCGAGCUGCCUUCCGCUGUGGCAUUCGCUCUUGCCGCAAGUGCCGAGAAUUCCGUUUUCCUGUGACCAACCGCAUGCAGUGCCUCUGGGAUGAUGCCUCCACUUCCUGAUGGUUGCUGGCUUCGCUUGCCUACCAUGGCCGGCCUUAGGGGCGCAGUGUUGGCGAGCAUGGUCUCUCGACAGCCACGGCCGAGAUGCAGCUGGCAGAGUUUAACUACUCUACAGUCGACUCCUGUUAAUUCAAGCUCGACCAUGAAUAUCACAUCUGCAGUGAUAAGUGUCCUGAACUCUCCCUCAGCUCAACAUGGUGUAGUAGGCAUUGAGCGUGGUAAAAGUCAGCCACCCAGGUCAAUGUGCAGGCACGGCAGUGUUGCCAGGCACGCGCAUUAUUUGCAUGGUCCUCGCAAGGUCAACAUAUGGUCAUAAGUCUAAUAUAAGAUACGUAACCCGCCGUGGUUGCUCAGUGGCUAUGGUGUUGGGCUGCUGAGCACGAGGUCGCGGGAUCGAAUCCCGGCCACGGCGGCCGCAUUUCGAUGGGGGCGAAAUGCGAAAACACCCGUGUGCUUAGAUUUAGGUGCACGUUAAAGAACCCCAGGUGGUCAAAAUUUCCGGAGUCCUCCACUACGGCGUGCCUCAUAAUCAGAAAGUGGUUUUGGCACGUAAAACCCCAAAUAUUAUAUAAUAUAAGAUACGUAAACGAAUAAAUUGUGCGAACAAAACUAUAAUUUAUUAUGUGAGAAUAUGUGCAUAGGCAUAUUUUUAGGCUUUUCUAAAAACAUCACAUGAUGCGCAGACAAACAAGAAACUAAUUAAAACCUUGGUAACCAGUUCUGCCAUAUUGCAGUUGUCACAAUUUUUUUCAAAUGUACUUGAAAAUGUACUAGUUGACUUCUUUGUCGAUACAUUUAUUUCAAUAUGAACAUUUUUAACCAGCUAUGUUGCCAUUGUUCAAUGCGACAUGAAUGUCCUUCAGCAGCUUUUCUUUGGCCAUGGCACACUAUGCUAUUGUUCUGCCACAGAAAACUGUGAAAUUAGGAUUAGCUGAAAACUCUGUUUAAUCCUAUAAUACCUUGAUAGCAAUGAGCAUAAAAUAUACCAACCAUAUUAUCUUAUUUAUCUUGCCUUUUAUUUUAAGCACAUGGUGGUAUACAGUUGAGCCUUGCAAUAACAAAAUCAGUAGGGAACAUGAAAAGAUUUGCCUUUGUGAGAAUUUCGUUGUUGCGAAAUGAGAUAACACAAAUAGGCAAUGCGUCGCAGAAAGAACCUUUGCUGUCAAAAUUCUGUUGGCCUCCCAUGGCAAGCUCUGCUCAAGGAUUUAGAACAGCAUUGCCAGCAGUACAAAGUGCGCCGCAUGCGUCGAUCAGCAGCGGAAGCACUGCCGUGGAGCAGUAUUCUCGGUCAACAGAUGGCUUUCGGAGACACGAUCACUUUUGUGAAAUUUUGUGUAACUGCGUACCUUGGCAACAGAUGCAGAGCAGCAGCGCUCCACACAUGCAGCAGCAUUUCUCCAGCGCAGGCUGUUGCCAGUGGGCGCCGACGCACCCGGUGCCACGCGCAAAUGUGAUCGUAUCACGUAUGCUCGAACGCAAUCUAUCGAGAUUAUGGCCCCUUCCCGCAAAUCUACGUCUGGUGACAAAUCCGCACCCGAUGCCUGUCGGGUGGCACCAAAACCAGUGUUCUUGAAGCAAGGGAUGCAUAUGCCUGGAAGAUCGCUCAAUCACAGCCUGAUGCGUGGCACUCCCUGCUGGUACCGCCAAAAACAAUUCCACGUCAGUGGGACAUGGAUUUCCUUGGUUUUGCUGCAUUUUCCUCACGGAGGCGCACAUUACGCACUGCACUAGGUGUAAACCAUGAUUACACGUCGGUAGCAACAUGCGUGCUGCUUCAAACAGGCGAUCAACAAACAAGAUGGUGUCAGUGAUGUGUUUCCAGUGCACGUGAUCGGUUCCAGUGCUUGGCUGUUUUUGUCAACAAAAAUGGUGGCGCCCGUGCAUGUGUAAUGUCGUGAUACUUCAUGCAAUUUUAGUGCAAAGCAAUUGCAUUUGAGCACAUUUUGGAGGCUGCUAGCCUUGCGCGAGUAGGUAAUAUGUGGGGUUACGUUCCAGCAAACUUCGUUGAUGUGGAAUUGUAGUACAGCGACAUUUUGCUGUCGAGAGGUAUGAAACGCAUUGAAUCCUAUGGCCGUGCGCCGGGGUUACGACAAUAUUCUAUUGUGAGAAUUUUGCUGUCAUGGGUUUUCACUAUAGUAAGUUGAAGAAAGUUGUGGAUGGUGCCACAUAUACAACCGAAGUUAACUGUGUAUUUACAGAUUGCAACUAUCCUCUUUUUGGAACACACAAAUCUUACCACUACACUGUGUAGUGCAGAACUUCCCAUCAUCAAUUGGUGAAUAGUUCUCAUACAUUUGCAUGUAAGGUGACAUCGCAAGCCACUUUCUGCAUGCACCAUAAUCAGAGUUGUGGUGCAUGUACUAUGUGUAGAUCUCUUCAUGGGGCAAAGCAAGUAUUUUGCAUCUACUGGUCACAAGCUGCACAAGGGCACAUGAUUUUUUUUUGUAUAAUAAUAGGCAGAGCAUUACACCUAUAAAUUGUGCAGCAUUGGUUUGCAGUGAACCCAUAGCAUGACAACCAAAAUUUAGCUAUUUGUUUCAAAUAAACAUGAUAGCAAGCUAUGAGGUUUUUACUUAACACGAGUCGACCGUAACUUAACUUGGCUGGAAGUUGUCUGACGUUUGGUUUAGCUCCAUGAGUGGCAAGAGGAACAAGUCCAUUCCAGCUUUUCAGCCGCAUGUGAUGCAGCUGGUGCCUGGAAAGAGUCGCAGGAAUGCCAUCCAAGUCUGGCACAAACAUGGUUCUGUGUCUGUGGAUAAAACUGAUGAAAUCUGAAAAGCAACCUCCGAUAAAAGUUUUGCCAAUUUUUAGUUAUCCCCAAAACUGAAUUUUGGGACCAUGCAAGCAAUCUGUUUUUUCCUUUUUUUUAACAUUCAACAAUGUUUGUGACUUACCGGACAAUAUACCUUCAUAAGAACACAUGGAUAACGUUGGCUCCAAAUUCUGGUGACAGAGGUGAUCACUGCAGUAUAGAAUACACAGCAGAAAUUAUGCUUUAUUUCACCAGUAUUCUUGCACUACAGCAUGAUUUUCUUAAAGCCCCUCAAUGCUGUAAGAAGGUUUCUAAAAAAAUUUCUUCAGUGAAAAUAACCUAAAAAAAUUUUCCUGAAAAAAAACAAAGAACCCCAAGUGUGGUGCAAAGAAUAGCAGAUGACAAAGUGCAAAAAUAAAAGAGAAGGUCACAAUGCGAAAUUUGUCACUCAAAGCUUUUCAUUGCAUUUGAUGUGUCAAAUAAUGCCUUAAUGCCUUAGGCAUUAGUGCUGCCAUCUGGCACUAGGGUCACCAGCCAAUUUUUCAGGCACAGAGGUUGUUAAAAAUGUCUGGAAAGCAAAUUCAUAAGAUCAUCAUUUUUAGGGGUUUUCAGAUGAAGAAAUUACAAAUCAAGUAAAUAUAUAGGAAACACAGGAUUUUGGAAUUCCAUUCAUAUGGGCAGGAUAUAAAUGAGCUAAAAGCCAGAUCACCCCAGUUCCUGGUUGUCUUAUAACAGCACUUAAGUGGCCAGUAGACCAUGUUUUCAUAGGAGAACAAGCCGGAGAAAUCUAUUGAGAGUGAAUAGCACAUUUACUGCAGCCAAAAACCAACAUUUUCCAUAUAUUCUUCCACACAACUGCCCCAACAUGGAUGCACGCUAUAACAGCAGUGAUUACGGCUGAAAACGUAUGUAAAUAAAGAGCACCAACCUCUUGCAGCAAUUUGCAUAGGCCCUUUUCCAUGGCAGGCAGCUUCCACUAUUCUCAACAAGCUGUAUUCAGUCAUUACCAGGUAUGAAAUUCUCAAAUUCAAUACUAUUUCAGUUUAAAAAAAAUAAGUGUUUGAUGUGUAUUCGUAAUUGCGAAUGCAUGUUUGAGGUAAUUUCAUUGCUUCUUGCCUUCCCAACAAAAUUGUGCCAGCUCAACUUUUUAUUACCUUGGUCAUCACAGAUAGCACGUUGGUGAUCAAAGCUAUUCAGAUUGCUUCUUUAUUAGCCUUGACUGCUAAAAAAUAUCCGGAAACUCAAGUGCAUUUUCUAUUACUGAUGAAACAUGGAACUGCAACAUAUCUGAAAUGGUGCAGGGCAUAUUAAGAAAAAAGUUGUAAUACUGCUUGCCAUCUCAAUUUCUGGUUGUCAUUUUACUUUUGCUGCCUGAAUCAGUUAAUGACUACCUUCUAGCAGUGUACCAAGAGUGACUUUAUCAUUAAAGCCUUUCUUAUGCUGGCAAGUAUGGUAGUGGGGAGAUACUUUGCAUAGUAUGACUUAAGGAAAAAUAUAAACACAGAAUGUCCUAAUUCACACAUUAUGUCUGAGCAGAAGAUGGUACUACAGUUAAAACUCAAUCUAACGAAACCCGAUUUUACGAAGUUGCCGAUCUAACAGAAAUUUCCAUUCCCUGGCAAGUACUCAUAAGGUUCAGUGUUGUCAUCAACCCAAAUUAGCGAAACUAGCUUGCAUUAAACUGGAUUUAAAAAAGCUUUCCAGAAAUAAAUGAGUAAAAAAAGGUGUGAUUUUUCUCAUUUUGAUGUAGACUGGUUAUUUUUUUCGAGCGUGCGCUCUAAUGCUAUCGCGUUAAAGCACUUCAGCACCCUAGUCACGGCCUUAGCUUUAUUUUGACGAGGCUGCACGCCGCGUCCAUGCACAGAACAAUGGACUCUGCAGUCACUAGCGUUCUCUUGCGUACCAGAUGGUGCUAGGUGCGCGGCGGUAGUUGGGCGCCCCUCAUUGACUUUCUACACACGCAGCUGUGUGUUAGUGGCAAAUACCAUGCUGCGGUACCUUUUGGAUGUCGCUAAGUUACAAUUCUAGAUUUCAAAGGGCUGAAAAAUCAGUUUAUUUUCCUAACUUUCUGAUUUAACGAAAUAAUUCGAGUGUGGUCAUCACUUCGUUAAAUCGAGUUUCAACUGUAGUUACACGCAAGAAAACAUGUAGAUUAACAAAACCUGCUGGUAAUAGUUGGAGACACGGAAUAUCUUUGGAAAUUUUCAUGCAGGGUGAAAUUUUCAAGUUACAUAACUUUAUGGGAUUGAUUUAUGGCAAAACUACAAAUGAGGACAUUUAUAAUCUCUCUUAUUCCUGUGAAUUUCAUUUUAGGGCAUAUAUUAGUAAAUGGAAAGGUGCUUUUAAUUGUAAAUUUAAAUCACGUGCCACUUUCAUAUCGUGUCAAGUUUCUUAGUUGUUUUUUAGAUCAUACAUUGAUUAAUAUAUGCAGGCUUGUAAAAAUUUAUAAAAAAUAAUGUUCAGUAGACGCCAAUUGCGUGGGCUCUCGGGACACAAUGUGAAAACCUUUGUUGAUUCAGCACUAAAAUAGAGUAAACAGAUUGAUGCAACAUAAUUCGGACUUUUGAAUUUUCAUUUUCUUUUUCAACAAAUGCUGCACAAAUUAGAACGUCAGGUAUAUGUGACUCUUCUGGCUGAAUUGAUUUCUUGUUUGCGCUUGAAUUUCGCACAGAAGCAGUAUUUCACAAUGCCUGCAUUUUAAUAUCAUGUUUGGGUGAAUUAAUUGGUUGUUUUAUGCAGAGAAUAUCAGAAGUAGGUGGCAUCUGCUGUGAUGCCAGACAGAAAAGAAAGUGCAUUUCUCAGAAACAGGAUGGUGGUGCCAUCUGUCACUAUAACGGCAAAAUAUGGCAUGGGCCAUGUUUCAUGCUACGUGACAGAUGCCACUAUUCUGUUGCAACCAAGUCUUUUCUUCUGUUGUCUGGUAAUGCUACAGGCGUGUCGUUUUGGUUUUAUUCUUAGCCGGAAGGCUCCCAUAUGCCCAGCGCUCUUAUUCACACAACGUUCAGCAUGUUCACACUGCCUGAGGAUAGACGCUAGCUUUGUCUGUUAUGCCAGUACCUGUGUGGGCACCAGCUUUGAGAAAUAAAUGGAAACAUUCUUAGGGAAAGUCAUUGUUGCCAGUGCCUAAGUUUUUGCAUGACAAAGGCUGUGAGAAGUCCAGAAAUUCUUCUGGUCACUGAGCAUUGCUGGUGUUGACAUACAAAUUACAGAACGAAGGGCUUGACUGCACAGCUAUUUUCAUGGCCAGAUAUGUGUCUACUUGCACUCUGGCAAUUGUGGGUAUUAUGGGAACAGUGUUAAGCCCUGGAGUCAGUACAAGCAGACAUGUACGUAUCAUAUCACUGUUCUUAAGACAGAUGACUCAGAAUCCCAUUGAGUGUGCAGAACAACAGAAACCUGCCUCAUUUGGUGUAAGUAGCUUCCUUGGCUGAAGCUUGAUGUGUGAAGUAGUAAGAUCGCAACACAGUACGAGCACUGCAGUUGCCAGGUCUUUGUUUGUUAAUGAGUGUGUUGAGGUAGCGUGCUAAACUUUGGCUGUCUGCUGUGUGCUAGCUAGUGCUUGCAGAGAAACUCAUUUUGCAAACAUCUGUUUGCACUUGCAAAAAAAUUUGAGACUCCUGCGUGUAGAUGUUUGCUCAAAAUUUGUGAGCGGUGACUGGCAUAAAGGUUGUGGGCCAUGUGUGUGCGAGCGGUUCCCUAGGUCUGUGCUUUCCUCACAUAGUGAUAUUUGCUUUUCAAUGCCCUCAACUCUGCAAUCUUACAAGUCUCACUGUGCCUUUGUCCUAAGGGUGCCGCACUAGGCAUACAUGCUUGUCUUGAAAUACUGCUGGUAUGGCAGGUGCUCUGCCAGGUCUGUAAGGCUUGGUCCGCAUUUCUGAGCAUUUGCCUCAUGAUAAGCAUAUUCGGUGGAUAGUGCGACAAUGUCUGUUUCCAGGUGUUCAAACCUCCGGCCACCACUCGGUGCAAAACAGUUAACUUGUAUGUAACACAGUUGAGUUUAUCCACUGGCUAUGCAUGAAAGUGAAAACUGUGUGAUGCGAUAUUCAGUGGUGUUUGAUUUUUUUAUAUUACUGCAGCAAAGUAUGAUAGUUAUGAAGUGUCCUGGCAUGAUCUAUGUUGCCUGGCAGUAAUAUUGUUUGAAGGCAACAUGUGGUAUUCUGUGCACGGUAGCUAUACAGGUAAAGCUAGCUGCAAAUGCUGAGCAACACAUUGUUUUCUCUAGGCUUGCAUGUCUGCAUUAGAAGCAUGAUGGUAGCAUUUUACUCUUUAGCAGCGUAAUUUCUCAUGUCCCCAACAAUGUAAUUGUCGGUGCACUGCGGAUUCAGAAUAAUUGAGAAUAGCCAAGUGCCAGGUGUUGGGACCUCAGCAAAGCAGUCAACCUUUAUCUGUUCAAACUUGUGUCGGUGAAAGACUGUAGAUUUUUUUAAUUACUGUAUUGCAUUUUUCACUUACAAAGAAAAAGCAUAUUUUGUGCACUGUUCUUUCGUACUGCAAAUUAAGUUAAGCACAUAACUCAAGGAAAUGAGGCUUUGUUGGAUGGUUCUUCUCAGUUGCUUCAAGCAUUUGAAUACAUAGAUUCAACAUGUGUUCUGAAAUAAGUUGUCUGUUCGAGAAGGCAUUGCUGAUGGCAAGACUUAAAGACAAAGUAGUAUUCUGUAUAUGCUACAUCUUGGUUUUGCCAACCCUCUACAAAUGUCUUUUUUCAGCUGCUCUUGGCCGCAGAGGCCACAUGUCUUUGGUACCGCAUGGGCCAAGCAAGCAGGAAGCUUCAGUUUACUGAAAGCCCUAUUCGAAUUUACCAUUAAGAAUACACUGGAAACAUUGUUGACUAACCAAAAUUUUUGUUUGUUCAAUAUCAUCAAAAUCACGUGCCAUUCAAGUUUGGAUUAUCAAAAGUGAACUGUGUUACAGGGACAGUGCAUUUGUUCAUUCUUGAAAAUAGAUAUUUUGUAUGUUUGCAGAAACAUGCCAACUCGGACAUAACACGUCUGUGCAUGCCACAUGAAUGGUUGUACACUACUUUCUGUUGUGUGUGGAUGUGUUACACAUCUGGCAUUAUAUACAACAGUUCUUUUUCUUCCCUACAUUUUAUUACGGGAUUUUUGUAUGCAAGAAAAGUUGUGUGAUGAACACGUGACCCUGCUUUCGAGAGUUGUGUUUUGUGCACUGAUGUGCCUCGGUGUCUUUUAUUGGGUUGUGUCAUUUUAGGCAACUCAGCACAGUUGGUGCAGCUUAACCAAUUCUUGACGUUACAUCUUCAGUGCUGCCAAUGCAAUUUGCUAUGUUCAAAUUCCAGAGUAUUCUAAUACAAGCUUGAAUAAGUGUGUUGUUUGUUACAUUUCUUUAACUUUUCAGCGUGUUCUGUAGGGGCACUGCAAAUGCCUCAGCAUCUCUAGUCACAGACAAUGUUUGUAUGUUGUCAGCUGCUCUUUUUCGAACUGCCACUAGGGAGCGUUAUUGAACUCACUGAUGCAUGAUGGAAGUGAAACUAAGAAUGAUGCUGCAUUCAUAGCUUUUCACCUGUGAGGUCUAGCAUUUAUUCAAAUUUCCAUUGCUGAACGGUCUGAGUACCAUAAUAUCCCGAGCCAUCACUCACGUCUUUUGUGAACAUAAUUGACCAAAGAAGGGGUAUGCAGGCAGUCUCUUUGUCUACAAGCAGAUUAUGUUCAUAUGCCAAGGAUGAAUUGCCAAGAGUGGCCUGUAAUUGAUAUGCUUUAUCAGGGUUUACCAGCAUUGUUCAAGCAAAAUUGUAUCCAAACUUCAUUCCCGUCAAAGUAGUCAAAGGAGGCACUGUAUUCUUAAUGAAGUAACUACAGGCGUGGUCUUGUAAGCUCCCUUUAUUCCUGAACGGCUGCAACACAAGUGCUUUCAUGAAGCCCAAGUGCAGUAUGUACACUUUAACACUUUGUCACGGUGUCUCUUUAUUUUUGAAUGUUCCGACAAGUUGAUGACAAGAAAGAAUUCUUGAACAUGGCGCCUGAAUGUAAAUGCAACCCUCUGCUAACCAAAACCAAUGUCAUAGGUUACUUUAGUGCAGAGAGUAAUGCAAAAGAAAGGUAAUUUAAGAAAUGCACUCUCAGGUUUGAUGAGAAGGUUGACGAGUUGCUGUGCACGACUGCUGUUAAAUCACGUUCUUUCUUGCACCAGAAAGCCUUCAAUUCAACAAUAACUGCCGCAUAUGCUUGUAACAAAUAUUUCAGUCAUUUCAAAGAUAGUGCAUCAUCUAUAAUAUGUCAAUAUCUGUAAUCAAUUAAUUUUUGUACUUGUGAAGACUGGCCUGUAGUGACAAACAUUAAUACUUCAGGUUAGUACUUCUUUAUACAGAGAUUGUGUCAUAUUUCCAAAAAUAUAUAUAUAUUUGGAGUGCUUAAGAACGCUCAAUUGUAAUUUGUGACAGAUGGUUAGGAACACGUAAAUAAAAAGUGUCACUCAACUGCUGCCUAAAUGUCUAUGGGUGUAGCUGUGGCAGUGCACUUGCAAAUCAUGAGUUCUGUGUGGCUCUUGAGGAGUGGGCAACAUCUGGGUGUAUUUUGCAGAAUUAGUAUUUUAAAAUAAAAGGGUUAUGAGCCAUGACUCGGGAUAUUAUAGUAAAUUUGAUCGUGCACUGUCCUGGAGAUGUUCAUAGUGGCAGAAGCUACAUUCAUUUCUGAAGAAUACUGCUUGUUUUCAGUGUAAAAUGCGCCGAACAUGUUGGUCACAGUGUCUCGUUCCACUAUUCUGUGCUUGUAGUGAGUCGCAAGUUAAAUCGAGAGAGGGCAUGAGUGCUUAGUUGAGAGCACUACGCGGAUUGAGUCUGUGGUGGUCAUAACCUAUGUGGCAAGCAACUGGUAUCUGCAUCAUAUUUAAAGUGUGCUUUGUUGACUAUAGCUCUUGAACCCAAUUAGCUCCAGAUCACUUGGCCACCGUUGAUCCGUGAUCAAAGGUCACCUGUGCUUUGCUACAAGUGUGCUUCAAGAAGCUUAAGCGAUAAAGUCCUCACCUUUAGUGCCAUUGCAAGUAUGCAAGUUUGUGCUCGUUGUAAGCUAGAUACUCUGCUAGUGUUCUGCAAACAACCACUUCAAUAUUUUUUUCUUGAUAUCCAUUGCCAACUAUAGCAAGUCAGCCAAGCUUGCUGUUUGGCUUGGGAUUUCACAAUGAUACUGCUUUUGUUUGCUCGUUUAUUUUGAUGGGUUUGCAAGACAUAUGUGUGCAUAGACUAUUACGGUCUAAACUGGGCAUGACUGUAUAAGGUGAUAAUUUGCUGAAGUUGCCAACACUCAAUUAAAGUAUACUUAGUAAUCUAAUUAUCUAUGCUGUUUGCAGGCUAAUGAUUUUUGCAAUGUAUAGUGAAAUGGUUCCUGGUUUUAAGGGAUUACAGGUAUUGAAUUCCUAAUUGAGGCUAGAAGCUUGCUAUGCUCGUCUUGAGUCUUGUUUAAGCUGCUAGGUAGUGGGUCCAUUGGUGAAACUCUAUGGAUCUGUGGGCUGUCAUAUGUUUUGAUGGAAAACUCCACAAUAACAGAAGUGAGUUCUUGUGUCGCAUGUGCAUUUCUUAAAAUUCUCACAGCUGCUUCUUUUGCGUUGAUUAUAUUUGUUUCUGCAAUUUGUUUUUGCACUUUUCAUAGUUUUGAUGGUAAGCCUCAGCAAGCAGCAUGAAUUACUCUUUGACUGUGCAUUGCUUGCUGUGCAAUGUUUUCUUUCUUCCAGCUUGUGUGAUGCAGAUUUUAGAAGCGCAUUGACUUUAACUGACUCGAUCUACAGUAGUCCAACUGUCUUAGCACUGACUGCUAAUCGUCAGAAUUCUCGGUGAACCAACUACUAUGCUCAGUUUGGUAAUGAAUUAAGAUCUUUGCCUUACCCUUUCUGUGGUACCAAUUUCUGCGGGAGUAAAGCCCAGUCAUGUGGUCUCAUCUGAAUCUGCACCUCACUAGUUCUACUUUGGAAACCCACUGUUUUACAGAAAGUGCUGUCAGAAGAGCUUGUUGGGAAGCCGUACACUUGGCUGCCUUUCCCAUUUUAUAUGUUGUUUGAUGAGCGGACAGAUGGUAUAAAUCUUCACUAUUCACUUUUAAAAGCCAUUCUGAAUGAUUAGAAGUACUAUGGUUAAUAUUCUAACAAUUUCCUUUUAUUGAAACUUGAUCGCAUCUGGGCAUUAAAGUGAAAUGGCGAAGCUGCCAGCUACUACAUUUCUGUCAAUGUUUCAGUGAUCUGUUUUGUAGUUUCUAGCCUAGCAGCUGUGAAUACUACUUACUGGCUUGCAUACCGCUAAUGUUAUGGCUGUUAUCGCUCCACCUUUUUUUUUCUUUCUUUCUCUGUGCUGGUUGAGCUACUGGCAGUACGUGAUCACUAUGUUGCAAGUUUUAUUGAAAGGUUUUAAAGUGUCUUUGUGUGGUGAACUUUGACAAAUUAACCAUACAUUUGUGCAUACUGAACAAAUAGCACAGGCAACAGGGCUACGAGAAGUUUGUUCGCUAUGUGAAUGUUCAACCAACUAACCCAAAUUAGCACUCUUGUACUGCAUAGUUUUGAGCUCUCUGCUUAUUGAAUUGGAUUAGCAUAAAGUGCUCGUAAGCCAUGUUCAGUUACUCUGAUACUUAACUAUACCAGGAGAUCAAAUUCUUGGCAUUGUUACUGUAUUUAACAUGUUGAGAUUUUUUUUUAAGCAGUAGUUGGAUUGCUGCUGUGUUUGAACAAGUCAUUGAGCCAAUCUUUGGUGAAGGUCUUGACAGUACUAUUGACGUUUGUAAAUUAAGGCAGCAAGAAUGUACAUGCUUUCAUGUCCCUUGAGGUCAUACAAGACCAGGGCAAGCGCUCCUUGACCCCUUGUAUGGUCUGGUUGUUGAUUGAAGAUAGACAAUGGCUUUGCUGAGGCCUUCAUAUUUCAUCUUUUUAGUUGUUUCCAUCUGUUGAUGGUGCGAAUGUGAGGCAACAUUUUCCAACUAGCCCAAGUUACUGUAGUUUAAUUAGGGAUGCUGUGAUGUACAAAAUGUGCGUGUGUGGACAGCCGUAUUCAAGAACAAAGUGCAUGGCCUUGGUGGCCCGUACUGAUUGUUUUCAAAGUGUUCUGCCACUGCCAUCCCGUUGGCACAAGGCACCCACUUGUAUCAAGGUCUUCCCUCGGCACACCAUGCCAUAUGCGCAGCAGCUGCUGGAGUGCUCUCUUGCGUGCUCUCCGACUAUUGUUGCUAUUUUACACAAUAAAGUUUCUUUUGUAUGCUACGCAA